GUCUGGGAGGAGGAGGUGGAGGAGGACAGGGUGUAAAAGGGGAUAGAGAGUCUGGCGCCGAGGAGGGGACCUCCGCGGUCUGGAGGACGAGGAGCCGCUGCUUCGUCUUCGCCUCCUGGAGGGGACGGAGCGGCUAAAGGGUCAUGAAAAUGGCUACCCCACAAGCAGUUUUCACCUUUGCAAUCUGCAUUUUAAUGAUUACAGAAUUAAUUCUAGCUACAGAAAAUUACUACGAUGUCUUAGGAGUUCCAAAAUCUGCAUCAGAACGCCAAAUCAAGAAAGCCUUUCAUAAGUUGGCCAUGAAAUACCAUCCUGACAAAAAUAAGAGCCCUGAUGCUGAAACUAAAUUUAGAGAGAUUGCAGAAGCUUAUGAAACACUCUCAGAUGCUAAUAGGCGAAAAGAUUAUGAUUCACUUGGACAUAGUACCUUUACUAGUAGUGGUGGAAAUAACUUCCAGCAGUCAUUCAACUUCAACUUUGAUGAUCUUUUUAAAGACUUUGAUUUUUUUGGUCCUGACAAAAACACUCAAACCAAAAAACAUUUUGAAACUCACUUCCGAACACGCCAGGAUGGUUCCAGCAGGCAAAGGCAUCAUUUUCAGGAAUUCUCUUUUGGAGGUGGACUGUUUGAUGACAUGUUUGAAGAUAUGGAAAAAAUGUUUUCAUUCAAUGGUUUUGACAGUGCAAACCGACACACAGUGCAAACCGAAAAGAGAUUCCAUGGAUCUGGCAAACAUUGUAGGACUGUCACUCAACGUAGAGGAAAUAUGGUUACUACAUACACUGACUGUUCAGGACAGUAAUUCUGUCCCACCCUUUAAAAGCCAGCUGAUCAUUUCUUAUGGAUACAAAUAGAAACAAACGUUUCUGUGAACUGUUUUGACAAAUGCAUGAAUUUACCUUUUAAAAUGCCUAACAAAUAUCAUAAAGGUGUAAGUAAAACAAUCUUGACAACUUCACUGUGGAACUAGAUGACAUUGAGCUAAUUAACAUUUCCUCAAUUAGGACGGGAAAAAAAAAUCUUAGAAAUUUAAUGAGUUAAAAUAAAUUUCAUUUACCUGCCAACAAAUUCCUUCAUUUGGUUAGAUUUGUUAAAACCAAGAAAGGAUCCAUGAGUUUAACAACUAAACUUUCGGCUAUUUACCUGAUGUAAAUUGUAUAUUAGAACUAAAUAGACUUUUGCAGUGAAAUCUUUAGUAAUUUAAAUUUGCAUGAUCUGUACUAAUUUUCUUGCUACCUAAAAUGUGGACUUUUGUUAUGGAAAGAUUUACUUAAGUAAAACUGUUCGAUUUCAUUAGGCUUACCAGAGAUAGCAUUUCACCUGUGAAAUUUUGGAAUUUUGCAAUUCUAUUUUUCUAUGGGAUUUAUUUCAAAGGAGAAGAGUCAUGGGAUAGUUUAGUAGUGCUUUCCAUGAAAAUACUUUUUAAAACAUGGAAUAUGUAUUAGUGAAAGGAAUGACCUUGUUCACAUAUAUUUAGACCCAUUAUUACAGAUAAAAAAGACAAUAUGUUGCCAAGAGAUUGUUUCAUGUUUUCUGAGCUACUCUGUCUUUGUAAUGGAACUCACACCUGCUUUUCAGUGCCAUUCAUAUUUCUUGAGUUUUUGACUAUCUACUUAUUUUUGUGGAUGUCCUCGUUAUGUCAAGUGCUUUUCCUUUUUUCUUUGCUUCCAUCAUUUGGUAAUUAACUCAUACCUCAGUCUUUAAAAACAGCCAACGUGUAUACCCAUAUCAUAAUGUGCAAUAUUUUUAAAUAGUGAGAAAUGUCUUUUGGUUUCUUUUUUUUUUUUGCACAGACUUAAUUUCUUCGUGUAACUUCAUUGUGUAGUUUUAUGAUAAUUUCAGUUCUGCACUUUUCUGUCAUACUUUGUAUGAGUAUUAAUCAUAUCUAUAUGUGUUGACAAAACUAGCACCUGUCAUAACACAGUUAUAUGUGAGUGAAACAAAUACAAUAUUUACAACUUGAAUGCUCUGUUUAUUCUUGGUUACUAGUAUAAAGUGUUUAUUUUAAUGUAAUGAAACCUACAAAAUCAUUUGUCCAAAAUUCAAGGCAAGUGAGCUUCAGCAGUUAUCAGUAUUUUACUUUUAUGGAGAACUAAUCAAAUAUUUUUGAAUGCCUGAAAAAAGGCUUCAGUUGAUUUAAUUUACAGAUUACUUUGUUUUGAAACUAAGAUUAUUGAAAAUGGGAAUUCCCUUAUUACAUUUAGCAUAAUUUGCUCUUUUAGUUUAUUUUGCUUGCUACUGUCCCAUGUCAUUCAGUUUUGAGAGUAUGGUUAAAUAUUAAACAUCACCAGUAACUUCUGUAUAAGUUUGCAGUUUUGAAACUAUAUUAAAAUUUCAACCAGAAUGCUUAGGGAAUUGGGUAUACUGGUUAAUUGAGAGUCAGAUAAACCCCUUUUCAAUAAAUAGUUUUUAGAGAUGGGAGAGGCAGUAGAGAUGAUGCAGUCCGCAAAGGCUAAAGAACUUGUCCAAGGGCGCACACUAAUUGUUGGCAGUCAAACCAGUACUGGAAGCUAGGUCUUCUUAAUCUCUCUAGUACUCUGUAUUACGUCACACUUUAUUUGAACUUGUAUUGAUGAAAGUCUUUUUAAACUGUAUUAGUAUACUUUUCUGCCUUAGGAGUACUAAUGUGGGAUGUGAUUUCAUCUUUCAUUUAGGAUAUUGUAAUGCCUAAAUGUAAUUUUGAAUAUCAACUUGUAUAGUACUGUAGAAUUUAAAAGAAUGUCAGCUGACUAGACCACAUACUCAAAGUCUCUUUUGUUAAUCCUGAAUAUGACCUUGUUUUCCUACCAUGUCACUUUUUUCUCUUAAAACCUACCUGUUUUGCUUGCCAAAUUAUAUGGUCACUAGAAGGUUUUAUUUAUUUUUUUUUUACUUUGCUUGUUUGGGUUAAGUGCCACAAAAUUUUUUCCCCCAAUUGAUGAUUUUUGGCUUAUUAGGGAAGAGUGGAGAGUCUGCAAUAUUGUAUUUUAUAGCCAUUCUUAAUAACUUAUCUAAUAUGAGGAAGGUGAAGUAUGCACUCAGAUUUGCAGUUAAAUAAACAAAUUGCAAGA
Dromiciops gliroides (monito del monte) is the source of this 3051-nucleotide messenger RNA. It is a transcript of the gene DNAJB9, whose product is annotated as DnaJ heat shock protein family (Hsp40) member B9. Gene Ontology annotation, cellular component: endoplasmic reticulum. The record is from RefSeq and is a predicted model, not a curated record. Bases 144 to 803 code for a protein of 219 amino acids. The transcript is spliced from 3 exons. Lineage: Eukaryota; Metazoa; Chordata; Mammalia; Microbiotheria; Microbiotheriidae. Gene Ontology annotation, molecular function: protein-folding chaperone binding; misfolded protein binding.